This is a messenger RNA of Fulvia fulva, 771 nucleotides long. RefSeq lists its product as uncharacterized. The transcript has a single exon. Bases 1 to 771 code for a protein of 256 amino acids. The record is from RefSeq and is a predicted model, not a curated record. NCBI's taxonomy places the organism in Eukaryota, Fungi, Ascomycota, Dothideomycetes, Mycosphaerellales, Mycosphaerellaceae.
AUGCAAGCCGAAGACGAGAGCAGCCGCGUCGGCUUCCUGAGCUUGUCGCCGGAGCUGCGGAACCGGGUCUACGAGCUGGCCUUUGAACCACCGCUUGUGCUCGAGGCUCAUCUCGUCGUACUGCUCAAGUCAACUCCUCCUCCAAAGGCGCUGCUCCCCACAUGUCGCACCGUCUACGAAGAAGCGCGCAAGAUGCAUCACGCCACUCACCGCCAGUCCUGGACGACCAACCAAUUCUGCAUCCACGCCCGCACUGCCGACCUAGCCAACAUACUCCACAAAAAGCACGUUAGCCGCGAUCUUGACAGAAUGACCUCCUUCCAGAUCAUCGGAGGUAGCGACCCGGAUCCACACUACCACAUCUAUUCACACUGGCGCAUGUUGCCCCAGCGCGAGGGAUGGAUUUACUGCGAUCAUAGCGGGAUGCGCGUGGCACAGGUCAAAGAACGUGUGAGGCCGAAGUCGAUGUCGAAGACCAAGUAUGCCCAGUUUCACCUUAUUGGCCGUCCUCUUAGCGAACAAGAGCUGGACCACGCUCUGAAAUUCGGCUUGGAGGACCCACACAUGUCUGUUGGUCUGCCGGUAAAGCGAUUCAAGAGAGGCUUCAGGUCUUUCGGAGGGAGUGAACCUUUGCAGGGAAAUGGGCUGGGUAAGGCGAUGGCAAGUGAUGGUGACGAUCGAGGGUGCAGCGCUCCACGCCAAGAGCUAGCAGCAUUUGACACAUGGCUUCCAAUCAACGAACUUCCAAUCAUCGAUGAGAACGCCUCAUGA